AUGUCGUUCGCGACUCCAAGUCAUGCGGCAUGGGAUGCCUUCAUCCUGUCCCGUUUCGGCGACGGUGGCCGGCUUGCAAAGCGCGACGCGACGUUGACGGCUCUGCUCGAUCACGAGCUCGAGAUACUGCAAGACCCCCGCACACUUGCCUCGGCACGAAGACUCAGAAACGCUAGUAGCUCUUUCGCCUGUAGUCUCCCGGCGGAAGUACUGAGCAGGAUAUUCUGGUUCCUGCAACCGGACUGGAUACCCAGCCAAAAUUGGCAAAGGGGUGGAGGUGGAUUGGGGUGGACGGCUGUGUGCCACGUAUGUAGCCGAUGGAGAGAGGUCGCGCUCUCGUCGUCAUCACUGUGGUGUGAGAUAUACUGCUAUGGCUUCCCAAUACGUUCUAUACCCGCCAUCCUCGCUCGCUCGCGGCAAACCAAACUCAGGCUCUUUUUCCAUGGACCAGAUCACGUAGAUGGCUCCCCAUCGGAUGAUAUACCUGGCAUAUGGAUAUGCCCUCCUGUCUGUCAUCGUAUGAGCGAACUGGUGAUUGUGGAAUCCAAGAGCCGAUUUCUGCAAACCUGGAUCCCUCUCCUCCGCACAUCAAUGCCAGAUCUGACAAGAUUAGUCUUCAAUCUGACGGUGGCGCCACUUUCAUUGGAUGACGUUCUGCUCCCUCUUGAGCUGUUUAAUUCGCCUCAACUCUCGAUCAUUGACGUCCUCGACUGUCACAUUCCCUGGCUGUCUCCACUCCCUUCUACCGCAAAUCUCACUCAGCUUCGGCUACAGGCGACCCAUCCUCCGCAGAUAGCGCUCCGACCGUCAUUCUUGCAGUUGCGCGAUGUUAUUGCUCGCGCGCGGGCUCUGGAGGACCUCACCCUGUGCAACAUUUUCCCCAUAUCGCACGGCGCACCAUUCGGAGCGGAAUAUACCGUACCCCUUCCCGACAGUCUGAUCUCGAUGGACCUAUUAGCGAGGUCUUUCGAGGUGGUCAACGACUGCUUGGCAACACUGCUGCUACUAGUGUUACCUCACAAGUCAAAAGCUCGCGUACGCACAGAAGUGUGUGCAGGGGCAGAACCCUCUCUCGUGUCUCUAGUCAUGCCUCACUUCUUUUUGGCGCCUCCAGAUGGCUGCCUCGAGUUACACGUCGGUCGCAGAUGCGUCGUGCUUACACUAUCAGCAAUGUGGCUGGCCGGCUUCUCUAGUGAUGGUAUAGAGUGGGCUCGGCAUAAAUGGGCACGGGGGGAAAGGCGGCUGCACAUUCCUGGCAACAACGAAAACGAAGCGAGUCGAGACAACACCAACUCUCUCGUAUCCUAUCUGCCGCUGCUGGACAUGGGGCAAGUGUAUCGACUCGCGAUUACGGGUGACGCCGUGCUCGCAUUCCAGGACGGCAAAGAGUGGAUGACGACCUUCGCGAAGGCGGCUCACGUCGAUCAACUUGCGCUACAUUUCGCCCAGAAUCUUCUUCCCCUCCUAUGCGCACUAGCGGAAUCCCCGCCCGCGGGACCGACUCACGAAUUUGCCCUAUUCCCUUUCCUGAAGGUCAUCGCAAUCUUCCGCGAAAAGGACGAGGUGGGCAAUGAGGUGGAAAUCAACCACAAGAGAUCAGUGGCGUUGCAAAUCAGCCUCACGAAUCUCGUGUACACGCGGAAAUUUGCUGGGAGGCCGCUGCAGAAGUUGCGCAUUCACUGCGGUUUGUUGGACGAGGAUGCCCUCGUUCUUUUGAAGGAGAUGGUCGACGUAGACAUACUGAACUCGUGA
Molecule: messenger RNA, 1752 nt
Organism: Peniophora sp. CBMAI 1063
Lineage: Eukaryota; Fungi; Basidiomycota; Agaricomycetes; Russulales; Peniophoraceae
Source: the annotation of a GenBank genome assembly